ACAAAAAAAACAGGUGUGAGCGGACUGGAGGGCGAGUGGGUAAUCCCUGGCAAAACCAUCGCGUGAGUACCCUCGGCCUGCAUGUCUUCUGGGGGCUCUGCCCCAGGGAUACGUCUGCAUCUGCCCAAGAAGGCUGGCAGGCGCCUUUGUAGCAGCGUGCUCAUGAGAGAGAAAAGUCGCCUCCUGAAUACCCAUCCGUGGAGGCGUGGGGAGCAGCAGCUGGAGGCAAGUUGUGCAGUGAUGCAGCACUGAGUGAUGGGGUGGUAGGGAAGCCAGGGGCGCUUAAAAACAUCCCCUCGGGCUGUGGGGCCAAGAUAGGGAUCCCUGAACGCAGCCUUCCGUGACUGUCACCACAGGGGGCUCUCAAGGGGUCGGUGAUUAGUUGUGCAGUUAGACUGUAAGUGUUGAAGAUACAGUUGAGACACAGUUCUUUCAACUAGAGCGGAAGGAAGGAGCCUAUCUUGGCGCGGGGGAGGGGCCCAGCACUGCCGCCUUCCUGGGUCUUCUGGGAUCCCAUUGUUCCUGUUAGAGGGGUCGUUCUAGAAUCCUCUGACAAUCUGCUCUUCUGGUGGUUUCCUGCCUUCCCUUCCAGCACUUCUUACCCGCUUGCUUUCCCCUGAGAGCUGCUGUUUGUCCCACCACCUGCUCCCGGGAGCCCCUCCAGGCCUCAGGAGCAGGGAGGCGAAUGUAGUUGCUAAUUAGGGGUGAAGUCACUUCUUAGAGAUAGUACUUUCCAGGGAAGCAAGACCCAGGAAAGCCUGAGAACUGUGGCUCCGAGAAGCACUCAGGUCGCACACGCCAGCGGACUUGCUAGGACCCUGAGCCGCCGCUGCCGCCAGAGCUGGAGCCAUGAGCGGGUUUAACUUUGGAGGCACCGGCGCCCCCACAGGCGGGUUCACGUUUGGCACUGCAAAGACAGCGACCACCUCGGCUGCGACGGGGUUUUCUUUCUCUACAUCUUCCACUGGCGGGUUUAAUUUUGGGGCUUCCUCCCAAGCAGCGGCCAGCACCCCAUCUACUGGGCUGUUCUCACUCACCACAUCUGCUCCAGCCACACAGACCCUGGGCUUCAGCUUUGGAACCACAGCGCCUGCGACGGGGGGCACUGGAUUUUCCUUAGGGGUUGGCGCGCCGAAGCUAAACCUGAGCAGCACUGCUGCACCCCCCGCUGCCACGGCGCCGCCCAGCGGCUUUGGGCUGGGCAGCAGCACCCUCACCAAUGCCAUCUCGAGCACCGUCACCUCCAGCCAGGCUGCGGGGCCCUCCGGCUUUGUGUUCGGCUCCACCACCACCACCGCCGCCCCCUCCACCACCCCCGGGGGCUUCUCGUUCACUGGAGGCAGCGCAGCCCAGACCGGGACCUCCAGCUUCAGCAUCGGCUCCCUGGGCACUUCGGCCCCAUCCACAGCCCUGGCCGGGCUGCCCUUCACUGCAGCCACACCAGCCACCACUGGGGUGGGAGCCACACAGCCAGCUGCUCCCGCAGCCACUGCAGCUGCCACCAGUGCUGGGCCCACGCACUUUGCCUCCAUAGCAACUGCUCCAGCCUCGUCCGCUGCCACCGGGCUCUCCCUGUGUGCGCCGGCCACCACUGCUGCUGCCUCUGGGGCAGGGACGCUGGGCUUCAGCUUGAAGGCCCCCGGAGCAGCUUCCGCCGCCUCCACAGCAGCAGCCACCCCCACAGCCACGGCCGCGGCUACUGCCACUACCUCCGCGUCCUCCACGGGCUUUGCCCUGAAUCUGAAACCACCGGCCCCUGCCGGCAUCACCAACAACGUGCCAGCCUCGGUGACGGCUCCCCCUGGCUCCACUGCUGGCCCCGUGGCGUCCGUGAGCCCCGCCAUGACCUACGCCCAGCUGGAGGGCCUCAUCAACAAGUGGAGCCUGGAGCUGGAGGACCAGGAGCGGCACUUCCUGCAGCAGGCCACGCAGGUCAACGCCUGGGACCGCACGCUCAUCGAGAACGGGGAGAAGAUCACCACCCUGCACCGUGAGGUGGAGAAGGUGAAGCUGGACCAGAAGAGGCUGGACCAGGAGCUCGACUUCAUCCUGUCGCAGCAGAAGGAGCUGGAGGACCUGCUGAGCCCCCUGGAGGAGUCGGUCAAGGAGCAGAGCGGCACAGUGUACCUGCAGCACGCCGACGAGGAGCGCGAGAAGACCUACAAGCUGGCCGAGAACAUCGACGCGCAGCUCAAGCGCAUGGCCCAGGACCUCAAGGACAUCAUCGAACACCUGAACACGUCCGGGGGCCCCGCCGACACCAGCGACCCCCUGCAGCAGAUCUGCAAGAUCCUCAACGCGCACAUGGACUCGCUGCAGUGGAUCGACCAGAACUCGGCCCUGCUGCAGCGGAAGGUGGAGGAGGUGACCAAGGUGUGCGAGGGCCGGCGCAAGGAGCAGGAGCGCAGCUUCCGCAUCACCUUCGACUAGGCGGGCGCUGCCUUCAGGGCGGGCGGGGUGGGAGGGGGAUUAUC
Messenger RNA from Talpa occidentalis (Iberian mole), 2474 nucleotides. RefSeq names its product nucleoporin 62 (gene NUP62). The coding region runs from base 850 to 2430 and encodes 526 amino acids. NCBI's taxonomy places the organism in Eukaryota, Metazoa, Chordata, Mammalia, Eulipotyphla, Talpidae. Gene Ontology annotation, biological process: protein import into nucleus; RNA export from nucleus. Gene Ontology annotation, cellular component: nuclear pore central transport channel; nuclear pore. The record is from RefSeq and is a predicted model, not a curated record. The transcript has 2 exons. Gene Ontology annotation, molecular function: structural constituent of nuclear pore; phospholipid binding.